CACUCUAGUUAAAUCAUCACUACACCAGACAAAUUGUAAUUCAAAUAAAUUAAAAUGUAACCAAACACAUCAAUGUUACAAAAGUGUUUUAAGAAGAAGAAUUUCUCUUUUGAAAAAAGAUGGUGGUUAAAUAAGAGAUAUGCAAAAUUGAAGAAAGCUAAAACGUAAUUUCCACGUUGGUAGCAUCAAGAAUUAGAAAGUUACAUUUUCCUCCUUCUUUAAGAUGGUUGGUCAAAAGUCAAGAAGACUUUAAAAUUGAGCCAUUUUUGCCAUUGACCUUGUAAACUUCAUCAUUUUGUUUUGUUUUUGCAAUCACACAGGCCCACUCUUUUUGCUUGCGCUCAGCCCCUCGUAGGAAUCAAUCAAGUGGUAACUUGUUCCAAAAAAAAAAAAGAGAGAGAGAGAGAGAAAAAAUAGAAAAAGAAAGAAAGAAAGAGUAAAGUGGUAUGGUAACAGUUAAACGAACAAGUUGCAAAAAUAAAAAAAGGUGAAUUCAUGUGGAUGUGAGGAAUAGAGUAAAGUGAGAAUUAUUUUGAUUUGAUAAGAUGAUGAAUCUGGGCCAGCAUCUUCACGCCCCUUUCCCCAAAAUUAUCCCAUUGUUGGGGUUCGCAUCCUAAAUCUCCUAAAAGUUUCGCCUUUCUUCACCCCAUUAGCAGGAGAAUUAGAAAUUGGAAGAGAAAUCUUAACCCCACCAACUAAAACUUCCAAAUCCUCGACCAAAGUCUUCCCUCUUGCGCUUUAUACAUCACCAACAUCACCAUAUGCAUAUUUUCACCCAUACUCUUUUCCCAUUUCUUUAUAGUCUAAAUAAAUUGUUCUUUUCUUCCACCUCUAUUUUAAUGGGUUUGCUUCUGUCUCGAUCAUUGACAAGAUCUUGUCUAAGCAUUAAUUUAAUGUAAUGAAAGAGGCAAACCCUUGUAUCUUUAUGCUAGUUCGCCAAUUUGAAUUUGGUAUUAUCUGGGAGAUACGGAAGGAAUUACUGAGAUUCUCCUACUAAAAUGGUGCUUUGGAUCGGAGCAACCCCUUCGUCCUUAGCUGCGUAUUUUUAACUCUACGACCCAUCUGCUGCAAAAUGCUCACUAUAUUUUUGGGUUUCUGAUGUGGUUUCGGCUGGCAUUGCUUAAUGGAACUUAUUGUCACCAAAUGGGUAUCUGCCUUUCUUCUCUGCUGUUGCCUCAUCUCCUCCAAAGCAUAUUCAGUGGAGGGAAUCCAUGGGGAUGAUAAAGUCAGGGGAGUGAACUUAGGAGGUUGGUUGGUCAUUGAAGGUUGGAUUAAGCCCUCACUUUUUGAAGGCAUUCCCAAUGGAGACAUGCUAGAUGGAACUGAGGUUCAAUUCAGGUCUGUAACAUUGCAGAAGUUUGUUAGCGCUGAUAAUGGGGGAGGAUCAGGUGUUUCAGUCAGUAGAGAUGUUGCAUCUUCAUGGGAAACCUUCAGGUUAUGGAGAGUUUCUGCAUCAGAAUUUCAAUUUCGGACCUUCCAAGGGCAGUUUCUAACAUGUGAUGGGCAAGGAUGCUCUGCAACAGUACAAUCGCCGAGGAACUCGGAAACAUUUUUUGUUGAAAGAAAAGGCAAUAGAGUGCAUUUGAAACUUAAGAAUGGAGCCUAUCUACAGGCUAUGAUAACCAAUCAGCUGACAGCUGACUAUCCAGGGAAGCCAGGAUGGGAUGAUAAUGCUGCCACUUUUGAAAUGAUUCUUUCAAACAACCUCCAUGGAGAUUACCAACUUGCAAAUGGCUAUGGAAAGGAUGAGGCAAGUCGUGUUCUUCAGAGACAUAGAAACAAUUUCGUCACUAUAGACGACUUUAAGUUUUUGUACAGACAUGGAAUAAACACAGUGAGGAUUCCUGUUGGUUGGUGGAUUGCUUUUGAUCCCGAUCCUCCUGCACCGUUUAUUGGUGGAUCUUUGGAAGCGCUGGACAAUGCAUUCUCAUGGGCACAAGCCUAUAAUAUAAUGUGCAUAAUUGACCUUCAUGCUGCUCCUGGCUCUCAAAAUGGGAUGGAACAUAGCUCGAGUAAUGAUGGUACAACAGGAUGGGCCAAUUCUCCUGCUUACAUUUCUAAAACAUUGGAUGUAAUAGACUUCUUGGCUUCAAGGUAUGGAAAACAUCCAUCCUUGCUUGGAAUCGAACUCUUAAACGAACCAUCAGCAGCUUUAGUUCCAUUAGACACCUUGGUAUCAUAUUACAAACAAGGAUACGAUAUAGUCCGUAAAUACUCUUCAACAGCUUACGUAAUAAUUUGCCAAAGAAUUGGCAAUGCAGAUCCUAUGGAACUUUAUCAGGCUAACAUAGGAUCUCACAAUUUAGUGGUUGAUUUGCAUUACUACAAUCUCUUUGAUCCUUUUUUCGAUCACUUGAGCCCCUCGGAUAACAUAGAAGUCAUAUACAAGAGCAGGCAAACUCAACUACAGGCCUUAAAUGCCGCCAACGGUCCCCUAGUCUUUGUUGGAGAAUGGGUGAAUGAGUGGAAUGUGUCAAAUGGAUCUCAGGCUGAUUAUCAAAACUUUGGGAGGGCCCAGCUAGAGGUUUAUAAUGCAGCUUCUUUUGGAUGGACCUAUUGGACUCUAAAGAAUGACAGGAAGCACUGGGAUUUUGAAUGGAACAUCAAGAACAAUUAUCUUCAACUUGGUGGUUCCCCCAGCAUGAUUAUUUUCAACAGCUGCUUCUUGUUUGGAUUGGCAUGUGCCUGGUUCUCUCAUCUCCAGUUUCUGCUCUGAAAAACAAAUCACUGAGUUGUAGUUUCAGUUGCAGCCUUCAGGAUCUCCCAUCAUUGUUCAUCUCUUUUCUUUUUCCAGGAGGAAGAUUCAAGUUUUUUUUUUCCCUCUCUCAUGUUGAAACUGAUUGUCACAUUCGAUUCAAUCUUGUAACAGUGCCAUUCAUUUCUUCCAGAAAUUUUUCCUGAUAUAUAUAAAAAUGGGCCUUCUUCU
Messenger RNA from Momordica charantia (bitter melon), 2926 nucleotides. Its product is annotated as putative glucan 1,3-beta-glucosidase A. Gene Ontology annotation, cellular component: cytoplasm; actin cytoskeleton. The record is from RefSeq and is a predicted model, not a curated record. Gene Ontology annotation, molecular function: actin filament binding; hydrolase activity, hydrolyzing O-glycosyl compounds. Lineage: Eukaryota; Viridiplantae; Streptophyta; Magnoliopsida; Cucurbitales; Cucurbitaceae. Gene Ontology annotation, biological process: cell migration; polysaccharide catabolic process; establishment or maintenance of cell polarity.